AUGAUACAAAGAGCCCAGCACAUCCAAACAAACGCGGGUACGAACAGCCGACGGUACAGUUAUCUAAAACUACACGUUCGAGAAACGUUAGCAAGUUUAAUCAUUGUCCACCAGCUAACCUGCUUUCAAUUUAAAACCAUGGAACCAAAGAAGCAAGCUGGCAGGCAGGCAGGCAUGCGAGCAAGUAAACAAACAAGCAAGCAGAAAACAGUUUCCGCCACUCCUGAAAUAUUUCCGCGUUUGACGAACGACGCGGAGUUAUUCGGGGCCACAUUGUGCCCACCCACAACUAAAUGGCGCGCCUGUCUCAAAAAUUAUGUACCUACUGUCUUCAUUCUAAAACAUUGCAACAUUUUUGCCACGGCUGCCCAUCCAUCUCUCUGUGGAGGACAAGGAGAAAGAAAGCAUGAAGGCCAUCUGCUUAGCAACGUAAUGAGGAGGUCUGCACUGAUACCAUGCAGCCAGCUAGCCAGCCACGAUGAACUUUCACUUUCCUUCAAAAGAAAGUUCAGCAGUGCAAUUUCAUGGCAGUCUCGCCAUCCGUGCAUGCAACACUCCUGCUACGGUGAUUUAUGA
Molecule: messenger RNA, 576 nt
Organism: Helobdella robusta
Lineage: Eukaryota; Metazoa; Annelida; Clitellata; Rhynchobdellida; Glossiphoniidae
Exons: 5
Coding region: 1-576 (191 amino acids)
Source: RefSeq, a predicted model, not a curated record